Messenger RNA from Drosophila kikkawai, 5895 nucleotides. Lineage: Eukaryota; Metazoa; Arthropoda; Insecta; Diptera; Drosophilidae. The record is from RefSeq and is a predicted model, not a curated record.
GAUAUAUCGAUAUCUAGAGUGUUGUUUUUUGACAGCUCUAACGGCACAUUCAGCAUUUCGAAUUUCAAACGUCGCGGAGAAAGUCGGAAGUCGUGUGCCGUCGCAUCCGUGUUUCCGAAAAAUCGCCGGGUCAGGAAGUAUCCGCGGAUAUUUCGAGGAUAUAUAUUCCCGAGUGCAGAAAACACGGAGAACCGUCGCUAAUAUAAUGAUAUUUUAAUAAAUAUCUUUAUUUUUUUUGGCUAACAUCAGACGGUCAGAAUUGUGUGGUGGAGAGGAGAGGGAGGACGAAGCAGGACGUGGAGGAGGCGGUUGUUCGCGAAUCGGAACGAGUCGGAAACGAAACGAAACGCCUUGCCGUGUCUCUAUCUCUCUCGGGCAACAGCAGCAGCAGCAGCAGCAUCAGCGGCGGCGGCGGCGGCGUUUUGUGACGUCAAAAGCAGCGACGUCCUUCGCUGGCAGACACACACACAGACACACACACGCAGACGCACCACGCACACCGACAGACACAAUAUCCCACACAGAAACGCCCCCACCCGAAAAAAAAGAACCGAAAAGUAUAAGAGGAAGGGAGCAGGGGAGGAGAGCGAUUUAUAUUCCUUUGUGGCCGCGAGUGUGCAUGUGUGUGUGCAACUACAACUGCAACAAAUACAACAAAUCCAACAACAACAACAUCGGCAAAAGCAACAAAAAUGGAACAACCAAGUAUUCUCGUCAAAAUCCUGCACUCGAUUCCGCACGUGAAUUACACAUUCCGUCGGGUUAACGACACCUUCAAUCCGGACAGCGAUGUUUACCUCGAGAGCCUUGGCAUCCUGGCCUCCAUUCCCGCCGGCCUGCUCAUCGUCUCCCUGCUGGGCCUGCUCCUCUAUUUGCUGACCCGCUGCUGUGAUCGCCGCCAGAGGAAGCCCAGUGCCCAGCGUUGCCAGAGCUGUUCGCUGGUCAUCAUCACCCUGAUGACCUGUGCGGCCAUUGGAUUAGGGUUGUAUGGCAACGAUGACUUUCACAAUGGCCUGUUGCAGGCCUUUGGAUCUGGAAAGAAUGUUGAGGUUCUGGUGCUUACCCUGAAACGACAGACGGAGAGCAUUAAGCAUGAUUUGGAGACACGGAUGAACGGUCACCAUGUGGACCAGCAGGUGGAGAAGCCACAAUAUAACCAGACGGUGGUUAUGCUACUCAUUGAGACAUCGCGCCUGGUCACGGAGAACACCUCACGGGCGGUGGCCUCCCUGGAUAGCAUGGUUCACUAUUUUAUGAAGGCCAAGGGCACUGAGAAUGACACCUCGCUGAUGGGAUUGCUUCAGCUUGGUGAAUUCUAUGAAUCCAUUCGUUGGCCCGCCACCUUGGCCUUUCUUACCAUGCUCUUGCUGCUGUGCACUGUCCUGGUGAUUGGCGUGGCCAGAAGAUCGCGCUGCACUUUGAUCUUCUUUAGCGUUUCGGGUCUGUUUUGCAUCAUCAUUUGCUGGCUGCUGACUGGCAUUUAUUUGGCAUCCAGCGUGGCUGCCGGUGAUUUUUGUAUGCGACCGCAUGACUACAUGUGCCGUCAAGUGGGCAUGCGAAGUCCCUAUGUGGAUUUCCUCAACUGCGGCACGCCGCGCAAUCGUUUUAUUUUACGCCUAAACGAGUCCCGGGAUCUGGUGGAUCGGGCUAGGGAAAGUGUAGAGCAAAUGACCCGUUUGAGCCAGGAAACUUAUCCGCACAUCGACAUUCAGCGGACUUUGAACGCCAUGGAUAAUGAUUUGCAGCAGACGCUACGCAAUCUGACGACAUUAUCGGCCACACUGGAUGGCCGGGCCAUUGAUAGGCAUUACGAGGAGGCAUUGCGUGGCCUUUGUGGUGGCGGUCUGCUGGGUCUCAGCCUGAUGAUGGUGGCGGGUUUGCUGACAUCCUUCCUGCUCACAAUUCUGGUGUAUGCCGAUUCACAUGCCUGGAUUUACCUGAGCAAGAGACCCCCACUGGAUGCAGAUAAAUCCGAGACGGCACCGCUUUUCCCCGCCUCGAAUGCACCAAGUGCCAGCAUUUCGCCCACGGCACCCAUGAGCACGGGUACAAUCAAUCGUACGCUUUUGCAUCAUCAACAGGCAGCGGGCGGUGUUGGAGGCAGCGGAGGCGGAGGAGGAUCAGGCACAUUGCCGGGUUCUGGAAGUGGAGGAGUCGGCGGCGGAGGCGCCAAUGGACAUCAUAAUGGCAUUGGAGCUUAUCGCAAUGGAACCGCCGGGCUGAGACAAGGGUUGGUGGCAUCACCUUCAUCUCAAUCAAGCCACAACACCACCACCACCUCAUCCACAGCUACUUACAACCACCUCAAUCAACAACUGCACGGCAUCGGUUACAACAGUCACCUGCCACCACCACCACAACAACAACACCUGUACAGCAACAACCACCACUACAACAAUCACAGCAACAACCACUACAACAGCAACAACACACAGCAAUAUAGAACUAACUACGCGGCAGGUGCGGCGGUGGGUGGUGGCCAGCGAUCGCCAUCGCCGCCGCCCGGCUACGAUUUGGUGCAUGGCACAAGAUCCGGUCACCAUACCCUGGGCAGACUGCCCUCCCAUCACCAGCAAUCGGCUUCCUAUUUGCCGGGACCCAACAAUGGAAAAUAUGCGACGCUCAGCAAGCAGUGUAAGACGCUUGAGUCGAACGACUUUUACUGAGAUUCGCUUGCCUGCAGCUCCCAUGCAGGCAGUAGCAGCAACACAGCACAGCAGCAGCAGCAGCAGCAGUUGCACCUCCAGCAGCAGCAGCAGCAGCAGCAUAACAGCAGUCUUAUCAAUCAGAAUCAAAGCACUUUAAAGAACAUCUUUGCAUCGGCCACACUGCCCCGCUCAACGGGUAGCUCCAUACGGUCGGUGCUCUCGGCCCAGACUUCCAAUGCCGGCAUUUGUCGCUCCACAGGCAAUGGCCUCGAUGGUGGUGAUUUUGUGGAUGAUCGUGAUCCCCGGGAUGUGACCAACAACAGUUUCAAUCGCUUUGAUCCCAAAUACAUAAGCAUUGGCCCCAAGGCGGUGCGUGGCCAGAAUAAUAAUUUGAAUAUCAUCUCCGCUGCUAGUAGUGGUGGUGGUUCCACGGUCAACAAAUGUGCCACACUGCGUCAUGUGGGUCGUUAUGGUGGCUCUUUGAAGGGUGUGGCUGCUGUGAGUGCUGGACAAAUGCCAGCGGCAAUACAUUCACCGAAUUUGAGGAGUGCCAAGACGCCUUCAAUAGCCACUGUUUCAAAGGAUUACUGCCAGCAGCCGGACUGCAUACCCCAGGAGUUCCUUAUACAACAGCAGCAGCAACAGUUGCAACAGCAGCAGCAGCAGCAACAACAACAGUUGCAGCUUCAACAACAGCAACUGCAACAGCAACUCCAGCAGCAACAGCAGCUGCAACUCCAGCAACAGCAACAACAGCAAAUGGUGCCACCUGCUCCACCCCAGCCAGCGCCACCGCCGCCACCAAAACCAAAGAUAGUGAAUACAUUUACAGAGAUACCCGGCACCACGGGCGUGGGCAGUUCAUAUGCCAAGGAGCAGCAGCAGCAGCAGCAAUUAUUGGCACUGCAGCAGCAGCAACAGCAGCAGUUAGUGGCCCUGCAGCAGCAGAGGGAAAGGGAGAGAGAGAGGGAAAGGGAGAGGGAAAGGGAAAGGGAGAGGGAAAGGGAAAGGGAAAGAGAAAGGGAGAGAGAAAGGGAAAGAGAAAGAGAGCGAGAGCAUCCACCCACCACCCACAUAUUGCCACCCUCGGCUGUCUAUAGCAUUGAAAGCAGCGAUCCUGUCCUGCCCACAGCAGCUCCACGCGUGCAACAACGUUCCCUGAAUCCCGCCUCUAUAGUAAAUCAACCUUUGCCCGAAAUACCCACGAAUCAGAACUCCAAGAUCUCGGCACAGCCGCUGUGUGCCGCCAGUCUGGGUCAAUAUCGUUCACUGCAGCGACCCCAAACGCAAAAGUUGCAGACUAUAGCAGUGUCGCAGCAGCAACAGCAGCAGCAGCAGCAGCCACCCACUUUGCCGCCCAAAAACAGGCACAAAAAUAGUAAUCGUGGGGGAGAUAGCAGCAAUGCCAAUCAUAUGCAGACUUUGCCGCCAAAGUCGAUUAAUUUGAGGCAGCAGCAGCAGCAGCAGCAGCAACAAGAAAGGGAAAGAGAGAGACCAAGAAGAGCAGAGACCCUGGACAAUGCCCGCAGCUAUAUCGAGCAGCAGCAGCAGCAGUAUCCCAGCCAGCUGAUAACCAGCAGCAUGAAGAAGCAGCACUCCUAUGACAGCAGCUAUCAUCAGCAACAGCAGCAGCAGCAGCAACAGCAAGCGGCAGCACAACAGCAGGCCUUUUAUCAAAGGCAGCACAACAACAAUUUCUCCGCCAAGCAGCAGCAACAGUUGCUAAUAGAACAGCAGCAGCAGCAGCAGCAGCAACAGCAGCAACAGCAGGCUCUUUUCUAUAGAUCCCUAAAGCGUAGCAGCGAACGUGGUGCUGUUACAGCUGUUACAAGCAACCAUAGCGAUCUUUAUUCUGUGACGGAAUUGUAGGAAUGCGCCUGCUGCGGCGGCGGUGUGGAUGUGGUGCGUCGCGGCGCCUCAUCCACAACGCUGCAUGCAGCGGCGGCGGCCACACAGACAACACAAACACAACAAAAUCAGACACAGACUUCGGGACAGGCGCCCAUACCCCUGCCGCCCAAGAAGCAUCGUCAAAGGGAGAGGGAAAGAGAGCAAAGAGAGAGGGAGCAGCAGCAGCAGCAACAGCAGCAGCAGCAGCAGGCCACCUGCAAUGCCAAUCUGUGCGAAGAGCAUGAAUAUGAUGAGUACUAUCCCCAGGCCUUUGAGCUGCAAGGAGGCACAGGAUCUGCAGCAGCAGCAGCAGCUACUGCCAGCUCCAAGCAUGGCAAGGCACAGAGUCAGCAAAGAGCGGCCACCUUUGAUGUGGCCGAUGCCCGUGACUAUGAGCUAAAGCGUUUGGGCAAUCGCCGAUCCCAGCAGCAGGCGGCGCCUAGCAAAAGAAAUGGUGGAAAUGGAGGAGGAGGUGAUCAUCAUCGCAGUCAUGAUCGCGAGCGUUCCCGUAGUGAUCAUCGCAUAGCCAGCUAUGCCUGCGAGGAUAUCAACUCUACGGCUUUGUGCAGUGCCGGCUCCAUGAGCUCCAUGUUGCAGCCAGCGAAUGGAACAGGUCACAACAGGAGCAGCAGCAGCCAACAGCGAGAGCAUCAUACGCGAGAGCAACAGCAGCAGCAGCAACAGCAACAACAGCGGGAUCGCCGCGAGAAGACCUUCAAGGUAUGAUUUUUAGAGACGUCAUAAGAAUUGUCCAAUCCGCGCCAGGAUAGCAGCAGCAGCAACAGCAGGAAUGGCAGCUCCAGGCGGCGGACGCGUUGAGGGGAAAAUGGGAAGCGAACGUGGCGGAUUCUAUAGCGGAUAUAUAUAGAGAAGGUGGAGUAGGAUGAAAGGAUAACCACAAUCGAAACUGAAACCAACGAGGAGGCCCCUGCCUGUUUUUUAUAUGUUUAGCUUAAGUCGCGUGUACUCUAUGUCUCUCUCUCUCUCUCUCUAUCUUCACCCUGUCUCUGUCACACAACUGCAAACGAACACGCACACAAAACAAGGAAACGAAACACACAUGCGUAUAUAUAUAAAUUAUAUACAAAAAAUAUUGUAAAAAAAACACACACAAGUCGACCUCUCCCUGAUUGAUUCAAACUGCUAAAAUGCUGCUAAAAAAUGCUUAGAAAAAAUGAAGAGAAAGCUGUUAAUGCCAGAGGGGCAGUGGUUAAAAUAACAGUACUUGAGCUGUUAGAUAACAGAGCCUUGAAAUUCUCAACUUUACAGUUGGUUUACUUUCUCAAAUAAUUGAAAUUUUCUUGAAUUUUAACAAGAAAAAAUUUAGAAAAAUCUUGAAAAUUUCAAAAUUUAUACU